UGUCAGGAGCCAGCCACUCCUUGCCACCCCACUGUGACAUGGAUUCGUGUAGCUCCGAGGAAUUCUACCAGGCUGUUCACCAUGCAGAGCAAACCUUCAGAAAGAUGGAGAGCUACUUGAAGCAACAGCAACUGUGUGACGUUAUCCUGAUUGCUGGGGACCGCAAGAUACCUGCGCAUAGACUUGUCCUCAGUUCUGUCUCUGACUAUUUUGCUGCCAUGUUUACAAGUGAUGUUUGUGAAGCCAAGCAAGAAGAGAUCAAAAUGGAAGGCAUAGACCCCAAUGCGCUGUGGGAUCUUGUUCAGUUUGCAUAUACAGGCUGCCUGGAACUGAAAGAAGAUACCAUUGAAAAUCUUCUAGCAGCUGCCUGCCUCCUCCAGCUUCCUCAAGUAGUAGAAGUUUGCUGCCAUUUUCUAAUGAAGCUUUUGCACCCAUCCAACUGUUUGGGAAUACGAGCAUUUGCUGAUGCACAAGGAUGCACAGAGCUUAUGAAGGUGGCUCACAACUACACCAUGGAGAAUAUAAUGGAAGUUAUAAGAAAUCAAGAAUUUUUACUUCUACCAGCUGAAGAGCUGCAUAAACUUCUUGCUAGUGAUGAUGUGAAUGUUCCUGAUGAAGAGACCAUUUUCCAUGCCUUAAUGAUGUGGGUGAAGUAUGAUAUGCAGAGGCGAUGCAACGACCUAAGUAUGCUACUUGCUUAUAUCAGAUUACCACUCCUUCCACCUCAGAUAUUGGCAGACCUGGAAAACCAUGUGCUUUUUAAGGAUGACCUAGAAUGUCAGAAGCUUAUUCUGGAAGCCAUGAAAUAUCAUCUUUUACCAGAGAGAAGAACUCUCAUGCAAAGUCCAAGGACUAAGCCUAGAAAGUCUACAGUUGGGACACUUUAUGCUGUUGGAGGAAUGGAUAACAACAAAGGUGCUACGACUAUUGAAAAGUAUGAUCUCAGAACAAAUAUAUGGAUUCAGGCUGGAGUAAUGAAUGGCAGGAGGCUUCAGUUUGGUGUUGCUGUCAUCGAUGACAAGCUGUUUGUCAUUGGAGGCCGGGAUGGCUUAAAGACAUUAAACACUGUUGAAUGUUACAAUCCAAAGACCAAGGCUUGGACUGUGUUACCGCCUAUGUCGACACAUAGGCAUGGCUUAGGAGUUACAGUGCUUGAAGGGCCUAUUUAUGCGGUGGGAGGACAUGAUGGUUGGAGUUAUUUGAACACAGUUGAGAGGUGGGAUCCUCAAAGUCAGCAGUGGACAUUUGUGGCAAGUAUGUCAAUUGCCAGAAGCACUGUUGGAGUAGCAGCAUUAAAUGGCAAGUUAUAUUCAGUUGGAGGCCGGGAUGGAAGCUCGUGUUUGAGUUCAAUGGAAUAUUAUGAUCCUCACACAAAUAAAUGGAACAUGUGUGCUCCUAUGUGUAAGAGAAGAGGAGGUGUAGGAGUGGCUACAUGUGAUGGGUUUCUUUAUGCUGUGGGAGGCCAUGACGCUCCUGCUUCUAACCAUUGUUCUCGACUGCUUGACUAUGUAGAAAGAUAUGAUCCAAAAACUGAUACAUGGACAAUGGUGGCUCCACUAAGUAUGCCUCGAGAUGCUGUUGGUGUCUGUCUCCUUGGUGACAAAUUAUAUGCAGUAGGUGGCUAUGAUGGUCAAACAUACCUGAACACUAUGGAAGCAUAUGACCCUCAAACUAAUGAGUGGACACAGAUGGCAUCCUUAAAUAUUGGAAGAGCUGGCGCCUGUGUUGUAGUCAUCAAACAACCAUGACUUUGUCAGCACUGCUUAGGAUUUUACUGACUGUGAAAUGAUUAUUUUUCUAUGAGACAAAGAGAAUGAUAAUUUCACAAGAACAAGGAUUUACACAGUGAAUACUCUGUUGAUCAGAAACUUGAAGUCUGAAAGUGAGAAAGAUUAAGUAUUUAUGUCCUAUAAAAUCGUAAAAACUGUUCACAGUCAGUGGACAAGAAAAAAAAAAACCAGAGUGUGUAGGCGUAAAUAUGUGAAUGUGGAGUAGUAAGCUCAAGUUCUCAUGAAUGUGUCCUGGAGAACUGGAUUACCAAGGUAAAGCUCUAUACAAGAAGCAGAAAGGAACAUGAAAACAGUUUUUGUGGCUGCGAGAGAACUGCAGAAACAUUGAAGUACAUUUAAUAAAUUUGAAACUGUGGUUUUUGAAAAAGAAAAGUUGAUAGUAAUAUAAUUUUUUUCUGUCCACAACCCUCAAGUGGGUUGUGGCCUUCUCAUUUAAAUGGGCAAUUUGAUUCUUACUGAAGGGAAGAGGUCAAAUGGUCUGGAUAUUCAUAAUGGCUGAGCUGUCACUCUACAGUAGGAAUAAAAACAAAACUAAAAGUAAACUUGUUUUGUAUCUUCAGAUUGUACCUCCUUACCAGUUUUAACACGUCUUAUAAAUUAAUCUAUUGAAUGGGAAGACUGUGUGUUUAAUCAAAUAAUACAUAAAGCAAUCCUGUGGCUGCACUGGGGCUUUGUUGCAAAUAUUGGAGUCAAAAGAACAGUUUCCUAAUUCUUUCUUAGUCUUAUAUUCAGUUUAAGCAUGUGGGCUCUACUCUCUUUUUUUAAUGCAUUCUACUGCAUGUUAGAAGCUCAUGACAAGCUGGAAAAUUGAUAUUGUUCUUUCAGUGCAUCAUGUAUCAGAUGAACCCUGACCAGAACAGUCUAUAGAACCUCCUCUAAUAUUUCAAGAGGGAGAAAAGUCCUACAUUUUAGUUCUUUCUAAUGCUCGCAAAUUUUACCUAACUAGAGCUGGCAAUUUAUGACUUUCCACUUAUGACUGAGAAUAACUGAGAAUAACUCCAAGUAGGCAAUUCAGAAUAAAUGCAAGUGAAAUAAGGAAAAAUAUACCAUUUGAUCUAAUAAAGUUCAUAUGGUAAAUAUACUAGUGCCAUCUGUACUUCCCUUUAGAGUUGAUAAUUUCUGCCAGUAAUGAUACUUUGAGCUUUUACUUUGUGAGUGGAUUUAACGCUGAUGCUUUCCGUCUGCUCAGCUGAAUCAGUUAGAACCUAAGGCCACUAAUGGAAUAUGAAAUUCUGCUAUUCAGGGAGGUACAGUUUCUGGGAACAAUUCUAGCAAGUAUACUUCUUUAAAGCCCUGCUGAUCCCUUAGGAAACAUUUCAUGGUCCAAAAGCAGAAACCUCACAAUCCUCUGUCACUAGCAAUUUUGAGAAGUAAUUCUGGUUGCACUAAAACCAGUUUUCCAAUGGAAACCUUUGAAACCACUUGAGAUGAAAAAUUACAUACAGCUUCCAGCUUGGGACAUUUUAUUUGAAGAUAUGUCUUUCUGCCUAACAGCAUCAACAUGC
Manacus vitellinus (golden-collared manakin) is the source of this 3295-nucleotide messenger RNA. It is a transcript of the gene KLHL1, whose product is annotated as kelch like family member 1. NCBI's taxonomy places the organism in Eukaryota, Metazoa, Chordata, Aves, Passeriformes, Pipridae. Gene Ontology annotation, molecular function: protein binding. The record is from RefSeq and is a predicted model, not a curated record. Bases 39 to 1748 code for a protein of 569 amino acids. The transcript is spliced from 10 exons.